AUGUCUGAUGCGGUAUACAACAUUCAGUAUGUCCGCCACGUCAAGUCCGAGUCUAACAAACCAUACAAUGCCAAUGUACACAACAUAGACCCUCCUUUGUUGUCCUGGGAGCUCGAGUCGCAAUGGGCCCAGGAAUCCGGCCAAGAGGGGCCGAAACAGGGGCAAGGCGAAGGCUUUGACCUGAUUAGGAACCAAGUGGCCCUACACCUGGCCGACUUGGAGAACGACCUGGAAGAGCCCCCAACCCAGCUCAUAGCCGUUUCUCCCCUGCUCAGAACUCUGCAGACCUGUCUUAUGGGUACCCCCUAUCACUUGCUCGCCAGAGGCAACCGACAAGUCCAGAUCGUCAUUCAUCCUGUCUUGGUCGAGCAGACGUACUGGAUUUCAGACAGGGUCCGACCCACCGAAGACAUCAAGGCCACCAUCAGUGAUGCACUCGAAAACCGAGAGUACAAGCCAAAAGAGAUGCCACUCACCAUUAAUGACCUUAACAUCGACUGGGAUGAACUCAACAGGCACUGGAGUGACGAUGGCGUGCCGGGAGACCUCGAAUACAGCAAGACACUUAAAUUAUGGAAUGUCAAGGAGCGCUUCUGGGCGCCUGAGAACGUCAUCGAACGAGGACAAGCCGCGAAUAGGGCCCUGAUCCGACUAUGUCGUGAGCUUUGCAAUGGGACCCGCGGCAAGGGGGCACAGAAGCCGGGCGACUUCACCCUAAUGGUUUUCGGCCACGGGGGUUUUAUCAACUUCUUAGCAGAAGAGCUCGGAAACGUUAACUCGGAAGCCGAUCAGCUGAGACUGACCGACUGGAAUGUGGGCGAGAUCCGACGCUAUGAGCUGGCGGAGGCGGACUACGGCGGAGACAACUGCUAUCUGAAGGAAAACCCAGCGCGUCGAAACUGUCGCCUGAGGCUGAGAGGGGAGCCUUCGGUAGGAGACUACGAUCGGUUUGCCGAGAACGAGAAGCGGGUGAAACUGAGAGGAUGGCUUAAGAACCUCAAGGAAGAACUCCUCGUCGGGAAAGAUGGAUCGGGCGGGUAUAUCCCGAAGGAAGAGAUGGUGAACUACCAGAAUAUACAGAAGGCCUACGAAGAGGAGCGGGCACAUCGGGGAAAGUGA
Messenger RNA from Pseudomassariella vexata, 1119 nucleotides. RefSeq lists its product as uncharacterized. The record is from RefSeq and is a predicted model, not a curated record. The transcript has a single exon. Bases 1 to 1119 code for a protein of 372 amino acids. Lineage: Eukaryota; Fungi; Ascomycota; Sordariomycetes; Amphisphaeriales; Pseudomassariaceae.